Daphnia magna is the source of this 2883-nucleotide messenger RNA. RefSeq lists its product as uncharacterized. The record is from RefSeq and is a predicted model, not a curated record. Gene Ontology annotation, biological process: centriole-centriole cohesion; centriole replication; ciliary basal body organization. Gene Ontology annotation, cellular component: ciliary basal body; centrosome; centriole. Lineage: Eukaryota; Metazoa; Arthropoda; Branchiopoda; Diplostraca; Daphniidae.
AUGGAGCGAAAUGUCGACGAACUCCUUUUGAAUAACUUUGUGAACUCCUUAAGGUCAUCUGAUGUAGAUUCGAUCUCAUCCACCUGCGAGUUCCUAGAAACCGUUGUGAUCUAUGACUUCCCUGAUGAAGAAUUUCUUCACCAGCGAGAGUUGCUUGUCCUUAUCACUGAAAGCAGUUCAGCAAGAGAUCCUGCGUCUAUCGUAAACAGUCUAUUGACGUUGUCAAAUCUUUCUGUAAUGAUAGCAAAGGCAUGCCAUCAAAUGCUCAUCAGAUCAUCAAAACCAUUUGAUCAUAUUCUAAAGCUAUUAAAUACUGCAUCAGCACUUUCUGGAAUUGUCAAAUCACCCACAGAAAACAUGGAAUUCUACCAGAUACUGACAAGUAUAUCUGCUGCCUUGCGAGCAUCUUCAAGGCAAAACUUUGCAACCUUUCUUCUACUGUUGGUUACCUCAAUUCAGAGUUGCCCAGUUUCUUCAUUGAGUAGUGAUGUUGUAUAUGAGAUAUACAAUGGUCUCUUAGAUGCUUCCAUAACACAUUACCAUCCAGAGUUGCUGGAAAAGUGUAUAGCCGUUCUAAAAGAAAACCGCCCUCUCCACGACAAACAUGAAAAAAUCUCCAACCUCUAUGUAGCCUUCCAGAACCUAGCAAAAUUCCUCAAAAACAGCGACCAGGAAUAUGAUUUGGUUCCAGUAAUUUAUCUACUCAAAUUGGAUGAUGCUUUAACGGAAUCGUUGCUGCCCUGGGUCUUCAAACAUUUGAAAGAAUUUGGAGGAAAACCCGCAAUUACUAUGACAUUGUUAUUGCUCUCACAGAAAGAGCCUAUACUCGGACAAAUUUAUCAGCUUUUGGCCGAAAUCGCCUCACCCAUGAAGUCUAUCAACAUUGGGCCUCACAUUGGGGACUUGUUUGUCGAUGAAGCCGUUGUGAGAGCCAUUGCUAAAGGAAUGUGCUCCGAGAGUGCUCAGAUUGCGCCGAUUGCGGAAAAAAUUCUGGCGUUAAUACUGAAAGGUCGAGUGUGGAUGAAUGAUCAACAAUGGCAGACUUUGGUGACUACCAUAAUUCCAAAGUUGAUUUUGGAUAUUGAACCAAAUAUACAACACUUUAUCCUAAGGCCACUCUUAUGGGACCUGAUAAACCAGUCACAUUGCACGUCCGACGAUGCUGAUGGCUGUCCUCGACUGGAUCUCAAUUUUGUCUUGAGAUUUUUAAUUCGGAAUAUGUUAAACCAAGAUAUCUUGCGUGAUAAAUCCAGUCUGAGUCUGAUUUCUAUCUUAUGCCAGCAGCCACAAGCUCAUCUACUUCGUCCGCGAAUAUCCGCCCUCGAUCCUUCCUCUCUAUCAGAAAUAUUUUCAGGCGAUUUGACUGUUGCCAUUGAAAGUACAGCCAAAUUUGGGGUUUCCACUUUGACGGAAACAAUGCAAGCCUUAAAAGGUGCUGAUUUGGUAAUGGCAUGGACCCACCUAACCAAAUUGGCAAUCAUCCUUGAAGACAAGGACCUCCAUCAAAUCUUCCUCGACAACGGAGGAAUACCCAUACUUGUUGAUUUUCUUCACAAAUCUCUGGUUGUAUCGGAAAACGAACCGUUUCUUUCAGUCAUGUUAGCCAUCGUCAAAACCUUCUUAUUCGUCGCUCACAUGAAUCCCGCAGCGAAGAACGCUCUGGCUUGGGACAAUGAUUUCAUGAUGGACUUGUUGAGAGCCACAAUGAUGACACGGCAGGAUCUCAUUGCCCGUCGACAUUGUGUGGCGCUUUUGCGAUUGCUCGCCAUUGAAGAAAAUCCUCCACCACCGGAACCUGUGAUCGAAGAAUCUAUUGAUUCCGCUGGUUGGUAUGAAAUGUGGUCCAAAGCUGUUGUCAGGUGGUCAGCCAAGUUCAUUUUUAACGCUGAACUGUCCACCCCGCCUUCGGUACCAAGUGUACCGCCUUUCCUGAAAUUGAGCCCAGCCGAGUUGGAAGUUGGGACGUCUGCCAACGAUUGCGCUUUGGUUGAACAGGCUUUAAGCCGAAUAUGUAACGCAGAAGGCCAUCACGACGUAAGUGAAGCUCUUACGCUUCUCCGUGAAGUUUUACAACGCAUCAAUCUGCUGCCAGAAGUCUUUGACCUCGAAUGGCAAGAAAGCCUCGAAACUUUUUUCACCGUUCAUCCGGAAUCAACUAGUGAUGAGAAAGUCUUUACGUCCAUUCUCGAAAUGUUGAUGCUUUCUUUGGCUCAAAUGGAAAAACUGGAAAACGUGGAAGAAUUCUGCCUGUUCAGCUGGUUGCGUUCUAUAAUGGUUGACGGGAAGCACGUCUUCUGGAUCCUAUUCCAAGACCGCUGCCAGCAAUUCAAUAAAGCUGAUAAUGACAGCCACCUGUUACCCUUCCUGCUCCGCUUCGUAUCAGCCACUGUGCGGUUGAUUGGUUCACAUACACCAUCAGGAUCUUUGGCGCACGUGCUGGAAAUUCUGUGCAAAACAUUUGAACAAGACAAUCAAUCCCAAGUCUAUCAACUGAAUUCACUGAAGCUUAUCCUCGAGUGCACAGUACAUACUGCGGCCGCUAUUUUGAAAUGGAAACCGACGUCUGUGGAUCAAGCUAUUAUCGCCAGUUUACUCAAGCACGCCACGGCCACUCUGGUGUCAUUCAGUAGUAAAACUCACAGCAACAAAGGGCGGAGCGUGGUUCAAUGCUGUUCCCAGCUUAUUAACGUGUUGAUUGCUCUAAGUCAAUACUGCAGCAGCAGCUGUGUUCAUUUGUCUGAUCUCGACUAGUUAAUAGAUUAAUAGAUUUACAAUAGAAAAAGUUAAACAACAUUUAGAUUUAUUAAAUUUAAUUAUUUGUUAAAUGAACUGUAUUCAGUCAAAAAUGACGGUUAAUAUUCUGCAAUAAAAAGUUAAAUAGGA